GUGUGUGUGUGUGUGUAGUACGUGUGUGUUUGGUGCUGCAUGCUUGGGAACUAUAUGUGUUCUUACUGUGUGUGGAAACUUGUAUGUUCGUGCAUGAACUGUUGGAGGGCAGUCUGUGUGUUGAGUAUCAAUCUAAUGACAUAUAUGUGACUACUCCACACCUAUGUGCUACUGAGGAUAUGGGCAUGCGAUAUGUACAAGUAUCUCCUGGUAGUGUAUUUGUAACCAUUGUCCCAGUCCAAUGUGCAAGAGGGCUAGUAUGCCUAGGAGGCUUCAGGGCCAUUGUGGAUUGUGGGCACACACCCCAACCUGUGUGUGUGUGUGUGUGUGUGUGUGUGUGUUACCUUGGGAAACCUGUGAACAACACUUCAUCUGCAGCUGCAAACAUUAGGAAAAGUCUAGCAGACAGCUUAGGAGACCCUAGGCAAACUCCUUCUCCUUGCCUCCAUUUCCCUUUCUACUAACAAGCUAGCUAAUCCUUGAGCACGUUCUGAUGUUGAAAUCCCUAGAACGAGGGAUACAGAAGCUGGUGGAACCACAGCACCCAACCGAUAGAGUGAAACUGGGGAAAACAGGGCUGGCCUCAGGUCUAGUUGAGGAAGACCAAAUGGGGCGGCGGCGGCGGCGGGGGUGGUGAGGGGGUGAGCAGCUCAAUUUAAGACAGGGUUACAUCUCAGGGCAAGUCCUCUCCAGUGCCACUUAGUUUCUGAAAGCUGGUCCUCUGCUGGGACCCAUACCCUACAGACCGCUGGGUGGAGUCGCCCACAAGACUCCCCUACAAUCAAGCCAGAGUCUAAGACAGACAGUCGACUUGGAGCCAGUUUACAAUGCCCUUCACAUAGAGAGCCCUAGCACCUCCUAGAAGCGAGCGCCCCUCUGAGAUGCCUAGCAAGAUGGCCCCAGGAACCUUCCAGGAUCAGGACUAAGACAGAAACUCAGGGCUCAGAACCCCCAACACCUGCAGCAAGUAAGCUACAAGAGCACUUUGUGACACCGGGCUCCGCUCUGUGACCCAAGACAGACCCUCUGGCUGGUUCAGGCUCUUUUGCUGAUUAUUACAAGCUCUCGAGGUGGGCCUUCCGUGCGCCCGGCGCGCUGCUGGCACGCAGCAGGCACGCUUUCAACACUGGCUGUGGCCAGCAAGUUCCCUUCCGUACUGCAAUAGGGUGCGAAGUGUCCCGGAGCGCCGGACGGGCGCCGCGGGUCCGAGGCGUCAUGGGGACCCCGCCCCCGCCCCGUGCGAGCCACCGGGUGGGGAUUCGGCGCGCUGACGUAGGCGGAUCAAAGCGGCGCUCCGCGCCUUAUAAAGCGCUUGGGCCGCCGGGCGCCGCAGAUCGUGCCGGGAGAAGGGAGAGCUCCGUAGAUCCGCCAGCGCAGGCCAGAGAGCCGAGCACAGCCGAGAGCAGCCAGUGUCCGCGCCCCGAGUGCCAGGAUCCCCUGCGCCCCGCUGUGCCGCGUCUGGGAGAGGCUGUCCUGGUCGCUCCUACAGGCGGGGACCGCACUCCCAGUUUCCAAGGGUGGCCGAGGCUGCGGGGUACGCAGGGAGCGCCAGGAGAGUACUCCGAAGGCGGCGUGCGCGCAGGACCGGCGGCGGUGGCCUGCAGGCGGCGGACAUCGGCGCGGCUCCUGCAGGGUGCGACCCCCGGGAGCGCCGGGCGCGCGCGACGAUGAGGGCGCGGCCGCAGGUCUGCGAGGCUCUGCUCUUCGCCCUGGCGCUCCACACCGGCGUGUGCUAUGGCAUCAAGUGGCUGGCACUGUCCAAGACGCCAGCAGCCCUGGCACUCAACCAGACGCAACACUGCAAACAGCUGGAGGGCCUGGUGUCUGCGCAGGUGCAGCUCUGCCGCAGCAACCUGGAGCUCAUGCGUACCGUCGUGUACGCAGCACGGGAGGCCAUGAAGGCCUGCCGCAGGGCCUUCGCCGACAUGCGCUGGAACUGCUCCUCCAUCGAGCUCGCCCCCAACUACCUGCUUGACCUGGAAAGAGGUACCCGGGAGUCAGCCUUCGUGUAUGCCCUGUCGGCCGCCACCAUCAGCCACACCAUCGCCCGGGCCUGCACCUCUGGCGACCUGCCCGGCUGCUCCUGCGGCCCUGUCCCAGGUGAGCCACCCGGGCCCGGGAACCGCUGGGGAGGAUGUGCGGACAACCUCAGCUACGGGCUCCUCAUGGGAGCCAAGUUUUCCGAUGCUCCUAUGAAGGUGAAAAAAACAGGAUCCCAAGCCAAUAAACUGAUGCGUCUACACAACAGUGAAGUGGGGAGACAGGCUCUCCGUGCCUCCCUGGAAACAAAGUGUAAGUGCCAUGGGGUGUCUGGCUCCUGCUCCAUCCGCACCUGUUGGAAGGGGCUGCAAGAGCUCCGGGAUGUGGCUGCUGACCUCAAGACCCGCUACCUGUCAGCCACGAAAGUGGUGCACCGACCUAUGGGUACCCGCAAGCACUUGGUACCCAAGGACCUGGAUAUCCGGCCUGUGAAGGACUCAGAACUAGUGUAUCUACAGAGCUCCCCUGACUUCUGUAUGAAGAACGAGAAGGUGGGAUCCCAUGGGACCCAAGACAGGCAGUGCAACAAGACUUCUAACGGCAGUGACAGCUGCGACCUCAUGUGCUGUGGGCGUGGCUACAACCCCUACACGGACCGAGUGGUGGAGAGGUGCCAUUGCAAGUACCAUUGGUGCUGCUACGUCACCUGCCGCAGGUGUGAGCGCACAGUGGAGCGCUACGUCUGCAAGUGAGGCCGUGUGCGCCGCCCCUGUGGAGGGGCGCUGCUCCCCAGAGGACCCGCUGAAGGGCCUGGAGACCCUGGUGGACUUCCCUGCAGAUCUCGGAUGCCAGGCGUGGGAGGCGGCUUGUGCUGUGACUCCACUUGGAAGCCACCAGGAACAGAGGCCUGGUCGCCCUGGGAGGGCCGGGGCAUCAAAGGAAACCGAUAGGAUUAAAAAUAACCUGGCAGCCUGGGGCCCGAGGGCCCACAUGUUGCCUUCCAGGCUGCUCCAAGAAGCCAGGGCAGGGAUGGGUAAGACUGGGUGUCUUUGACCUUUCAAGGCCAGAAAGACCAGCCUUCCAGAAUGUUCUUUGGGACCCUGUGCCCACCACAUGGAACCACUAACUUGGGUUGUAAAUUUUUAUUUUCCUUCCCCCCCUCCUUUGGGAUGUGGGAGCUACAGAAAUAUUUAUAAAAUAUAGCUUUUUCUUUGGGGUGGCUCA
Peromyscus californicus insignis is the source of this 3204-nucleotide messenger RNA. RefSeq names its product Wnt family member 11 (gene Wnt11). Gene Ontology annotation, biological process: neuron differentiation; cell fate commitment; canonical Wnt signaling pathway. Gene Ontology annotation, cellular component: extracellular region. Bases 1668 to 2732 code for a protein of 354 amino acids. The transcript is spliced from 6 exons. Gene Ontology annotation, molecular function: cytokine activity; frizzled binding. The record is from RefSeq and is a predicted model, not a curated record. NCBI's taxonomy places the organism in Eukaryota, Metazoa, Chordata, Mammalia, Rodentia, Cricetidae.